AUGUCCGCUCAACGCACGGGCCAACGGGGAAGUCUGAAGCUCCGAUUGAGGAUGCCGACUCCCAAUCCCAACUCGGCUCCUGUCCCAACCCCGUCUGCAGUUUGUCGCCCAUUGUCAACGACACCUGCUGCACAAUCUCGAUCUUUAUCGGCCUACGUACCCGGCGACUUCUCUCCACCUUGGCCACAUAGCCCCCAGGACACCAAUCUCAUCCGCGCGGGCUACAAACCCGGCUGGAAUCCUAUAGACACUCCCACUAUAUCCACUUCUAAACCAUCAACCUCAAAAACCAGACAAUUGCCCCCUCCAUCGAGGAUGGCAGAACCCCGUGCUCGUGCCGCCCGGCACAAGGGCCAGAUGAAUUUUUCGUCUGAGCUACGACUACUACUUCUCGCCUACGGUGACCCAAGUCCCCAUCCCUCAUUCUCAUCCGAGCCCCUUCCCGAAACCGUGCGCGUCCUCGACGAAAUUGUCACGGAUUUCAUCCUCGAACUCUGCCACGGUGCCGCGCAGGUCGCACACCACGCGCGCCGACAAAAGAUCAAGGUUGACGAUUUCCGCUUCGCGCUGCGCCGAGACCCGAAUAAGCUGGGUCGUGUGCAAGAGCUGUUGCGCAUGGAGCGUGAACUCAAGGAGGCGCGGAAGGCCUUUGAUCAGAACGAUGAUCAGGUUGCUAAAGAUGCUGGGAAGAAGGGGGCAGCCCCAGCCAAUGAUGCGGAUGCUGGGAAUGAUCUAUUGCCUGCUCCGACUGGAAAGAAGGCCAAGGGUAAAGGCAAGAGAGCUGCAACCCGGAGAGGAUCAGAUGCUACUGAGGAGUCGGUCUCGAAGAAGAGGAAAACCAUCGGAUGA
Messenger RNA from Penicillium pulvis, 849 nucleotides. RefSeq names its product putative transcription initiation factor TFIID subunit 13. The coding region runs from base 1 to 849 and encodes 282 amino acids. The transcript is spliced from 2 exons. Gene Ontology annotation, molecular function: protein heterodimerization activity. The record is from RefSeq and is a predicted model, not a curated record. Gene Ontology annotation, cellular component: transcription factor TFIID complex. NCBI's taxonomy places the organism in Eukaryota, Fungi, Ascomycota, Eurotiomycetes, Eurotiales, Aspergillaceae. Gene Ontology annotation, biological process: transcription by RNA polymerase II; RNA polymerase II preinitiation complex assembly.